UAGCGAGGAGGCCUUCCAUCAAACAAUCAAGCUGGACUAAGCCGACGAGAUUGCACUGUGAGUAUCUUGCUUGGUGCGGUCCAGGAAAACGCAAUCCUUUGGUUGGCAGCAAACACCAUGUCUACAGCAUCUUAGUCAAGCCAACAAUACGUUGCCCGGACUGACGUGAAUGAUGAAGAAGAGGUCGGAGGUUAGAGUAGCAGCUGUAGCUAAGCGCGACGCGUCUUUUUGUUCCCAGAUCGAAGAAACGCGUCGUUGCAGGGUCAUUGAACUGUCGUUGGGCAUGGCAUCUUGUACAGGUGCGUUUGCCUCAAGUUGAGGGGCUAUGAGUAAGGGCUAUGGAUGGGGAAGGUGAGGAUGGCGUUGGGUAAGCCUUUGCAUGCCGAGAAUACAGGAAAGCGCACCGAAGAUAUAUAUCUACGGCCGUAGUUCAUUCGCGUCUCAGGGGUAACUCAGCAACGACGCGUCGAUCCGCGGUUUGUUUUGCGAAGUCGUGAGUGUUUGUCUCUCUCCGUUCAGAUCCUGAUCCCACUUUCUCAUCUAUCUCUCGUUUGCAUUUGUAAAAUACCUCCAUCCACACCCCAACUCCAACAACAUGCCCACUGAUGGCGCUGGCGCCGGCGCCAUGUAUGCCUCAGAGUUAGUCACGCAUAAUCACGGCUAUCAAUCAUCGAGUCCUACAUCGGGCAACUGGUGCUUUUGCGGAGGUCCUGUAGAGGAAGGUGGCAUCUACUGUAGUGUCGCCUGUGCUCGAUACGACGCGAUCAACUCUCUGUGCUAUAAAAGCCAUCAAUCACCUCUCCUCGCGCAAAACAUCGACUUCCAACAGGCCGGAUCGCUCACACAAGCUCCUUCUCAGCCCUUACUUCUAGGUUCUUCGUCAACAGCAUCAUCAACAGCCGCAAUUGCUGGCGACGACGAUCACUGGCACGCUCCACAUUAUCGCCUGUCGCACGCCGAUAUGAGAAAGCAAGAAAGAAGAGAUGAAAGAAGGCGGAGACGAGCAGAAGGAAGCUCUAGCGGAUCGAUGAGCAGCAACCGAAGCACAGUUCAGUCGACCUCUUCUUCAAUAGCAUCGCGUGCUGUCCCAGAUCUUGUGGGAGGGGGCGGACAUUCGCGUAAUCCAUCCGUUGCAAGUUCUGUCACGUCGUUGGCAUCAUCGGCCUUUAGCUUAUCGAGGAAUCCCUCUGUCGCAAGUAACCAUUCGAAAAGAGGACUUGGUGGGGGCUUUAAUGUUGAUAGCAUCAUCAUGGAGACCGAAGGGGAGCAAGAAUGGCUUCGCUCAGAGUCCUCCAAGCCCUAUGGAUCCAUUUCGCUGGCGAGGCAGACUCAUCAUAAGCCGCUAAAUAGCCGCUCAACGAGUGGCCGUCAGAGAAAAAACACGCCUGAUUUGCCUUUGGGUAUGGGUCAAGACAUGCGUGACGUACUUGAGGAGAUUAUCCAAAUGGAACAAUCAUAUCUUGUCGACGAUACAAAUUCCCCGACCUCACCUGAUGAUCCUCCUCCCCCGCGGCUUUUCAGCAGUCAGUUCGGUCCUCCUCGCACACCCUCCCCAUCUUCAAAUAGAAAACGCGCUCCUCCGGCGCCUGGUGCGCCUGAUACUUCUGUCAGAGGACAUCGAUCUACCCUGUCCCAAAAUGCGCUGGCUCCGCCACACACGCCGGCGUGCCAACCCCAGAGGGGUCCCCGCCCAUCUUCAUUAUUCGGUAUGCAUCAAUCAUCUCUUUCGGAAUCACACACUGCGUUGUAUCUUGCAACUGCUUCUCCAGCGGCUGCGGAAACUCGUAGCGCGUCUCCUAAACUCGAGACUCGCCGAAGUCUUGUCUUUACCGCCGAUAAUGCAGGGCCUUCCAUCAAUGUCGACACCGAACACCUCUCUACUGGAGUUCCUAGUCUCACCCUACCUCGGCGAAACUCUGAAGCGAACUCUCCAAUGGUCACACCCAUGAACCGCAGGUUCGUACAAAAUCGCACCCCCAAGGCAAUUCAUCCAUCGAUGGAUGGAUGGAGAUUCCCGUCUCCCAUGAAUGCGACUACUCCUACUCGAAGUGCUCGCCAAAGCAUACCGGACACCCCUCUUAUGGGAGAGUCAAGAGGAAUUCAUGGAAUCGCCCAAAAUAGAUGCUGUAGCCCAGAACGCAUCACCCCUGCGUUACUUUGGCCUCCUCAGUCCCGACCGCGCGGCGAUUCGCCUCCCAUAAAUCUUGAGCCGUCCCUCUUUCCUGGCUCGCCAGUUGCUAUACCAUAUAGUGUUAAUCCUCUUUCACACGUGGAACGUGGUAAUAUGACGCAGGGCGAUAGAGAGGAUGAUAUUAUGGAUGUAGAGAUGCGUGGGAGCCCAGGAUACCAUGAUAGCUCAACAGAAGUGCCUGGGAAUGGAGGAAGAUAUCUACUAGUGCCCCUGGAAACUGAGAGUUCCCGAGGUACUAGUCACAGGUGGUAAAGAUAUGAGGACGAGCAAGGCCUUGAUGGCUUGAUGGCGGAUAUGAAUUAUGACGCGCAACGGCGUCGCCCAGCUAGAAGUUUGUAUGUUAGCUUUCUUCGUGUCUCAUGAAGCUCUUAAAAGGGUAGGAAAAAGAAGUUUACGUUUGCAGAAUUUGCAUAUUCAGCUUAGCAAUUCCUAUCUAACAUUCACUUGCAAUUCGAUGUGUAUUCGUUGUCUUCUUUAGCUUCUAAAGGCUAGUAUCUGCCCUGUCCUUCAUUUGUGCUAUGGUCUUAUGAAUGCUAGAAAUAGACUCUCAAAGACGCUUGGAGACCGUCCCCAAGACAAACAUGUAACCCCUAAAAUAUGGCCCUACUCAUUUCGUUAGACGACAGACGACAAACAGCAUCAAGGCAAUUCAGUUAUGGAAUAAUAUGAUAUAUACGG
Molecule: messenger RNA, 2869 nt
Organism: Cryptococcus deneoformans JEC21
Lineage: Eukaryota; Fungi; Basidiomycota; Tremellomycetes; Tremellales; Cryptococcaceae
Exons: 2
Coding region: 596-2443 (615 amino acids)
Source: RefSeq, a predicted model, not a curated record